Molecule: messenger RNA, 377 nt
Organism: Drosophila subobscura
Lineage: Eukaryota; Metazoa; Arthropoda; Insecta; Diptera; Drosophilidae
Exons: 1
Coding region: 87-251 (54 amino acids)
Source: RefSeq, a predicted model, not a curated record
UCAACACUGUCAGCUGUUCGCAAACAAAAAGUGCGCAGCCGAUCAAUAGUUUAAAUCAUUUAGAUUUACUGAAUAUUAGUCACUUUAUGGACUGCUGUGGCGGCGAAGUACGCAACGAAAGCAUUUACAACAUGCUCCAGGCCAUUGUCGACUCGAAAGUAAUCAACGUGCAGUUGUUUACGAUUGCCGUGGGAAUUUUCUUUGUUGUGCUGCUGCUGAAGAACAAUUUCCGCAGCUUUUCGGGCACAUGACUCGAAGAAGAUUGGACCAAACACCAACUAGAUGUUCUGCUGGCUGCCGCAAUGUAGUGUUUAAUUUAUAUAAUAAUGUAAUGUACGCAUUGUAGCUAAGUAUUAAUAAUAAUUGUCUCAAGCGGA